Molecule: messenger RNA, 1575 nt
Organism: Peronospora matthiolae
Lineage: Eukaryota; Oomycota; Peronosporomycetes; Peronosporales; Peronosporaceae
Source: the annotation of a GenBank genome assembly
AUGGUCAUCAAGCACGUCGCGCACGCGCUUGUUGGCGUCCUGGCGCUCGCCGCUUGCGCCGCCGCGUUUGAAGAAGAGGAGAACGUGCUCGUGCUCAAGGAGAGCGACUUUGCCGACGCCGUGACGGGUCACGACGCGCUGCUCGUGGAGUUUUACGCGCCUUGGUGCGGCCAUUGCAAGCAGCUGGCGCCCGAGUACGCGGCCGCCGCCACGAGUCUCAAGGAGAAGAACCUGCCGGUGCGUCUGGCCAAGGUGGACGCGACGGUGGAGACGAAACUGGCCGAGCAGUUUGCGAUCCGCGGGUUCCCCACGCUCAAGUUCUUCAAGGGCGACGUGGACGCUGUCAAGGACUUUGAUGGCGGCCGCACAGCUGCUGAGAUUGAGAAGUGGGUCGUGCGCAAGUCGGGCCCAGCUGUUGUGAUCGUGGAGACGGUCCAGGAGCUCGAGGAGCUCAAGGAAGCGAACGACGUGGUUGUGUUUGCCGUCGUGGACGCUGUAGAAGGCGAGGCGCGAGCGUUGCUGGAGAAACUGGCAGAUGCCGAUGACAUGGCUGUGUACGUGGCGUCCACGCAGUUGGGUCUGGUGGCAGACGCGAAGGCCGUGAAGAACGUGGUGCUGUACAAGAAGUUUGACGAGGGGAAGGUCGUGUACGACGGCGAGUGGGAGAACGAGGCACUGGCGGCGUUUAUCAAGGCCAACAGUCUGCCGCUGGUGAUUACGUUCUCGCAGGAAAAGGCGCCCACGGUCUUUGGUGGCGACGUGAAAGAGCACAUGCUGGCGUUUGUCGACAUGAGCAAGGACUAUGUGGGUGGCUUGGAAGCUGCGGUCAAGCAGACGGCAGAGACGAACAAGGGCAAGCUGCUGCAUGUUCUGAUGCCGAGCACCGAAGAACGCAUUCUCGACUACUUUGGCCUGACGCAAGACGACUUGCCGGCUGUCAUGCUGGUCAAUAUGGGCGGGUCGACGAAGAAGUACGGGUUUGAGCACAAGGGAGACGCCCUCGUGGCGAGGCUGGAUGGAGAUCUUGCUGCGGAGCUGGUCGCUUUCGAGGGUGAGUACUUUGAAGGCAAGCUCACGCCUCAGCUCAAGUCUGCGGAACCGGAGGACGACAGCAACGAGGUGGUCAAGGUGAUUGUGGGCAAGGAUUUCCAGGAGCGCGUGAUUGACAACGAGAAGGAUGUGCUGCUUGAGUUUUAUGCUCCAUGGUGUGGUCACUGCAAGGCUCUUGCUCCUAAGUACGAGGAGCUGGGCGAGGCGUUUGCGGACGUGGACAGUAUCAUGAUUGCCAAGAUUGAUGCGGCUGCCAACGAGGUUGACCACGCUGGUGUGGAGGUGCAAGGCUUCCCGACGAUCCUCUUCUUUCCUGCGAUGGACAAGCAGACCCCGAUCGUUUACGAGGGCUCGCGUGAUGUCGAUGGCUUUACUGAGUUCCUGAAGAUGAACGCGCAGAAGUUCGAGCUGGACGGGGUACAGUACGGCACGAACGAGAUUGAGAAGGGUGAUGCGAUGGAGCAGACGUCGGAGGAGGAUGUCAAGGAGAAGAAGGAAGGAGGGGCCGAGCACGAGGAGUUGUAG